AUGACAGCCAUUUGAUAAAUUUCAUCUGUCGAUUCACUUGACACUCGCGCCCAUUUGCAAAAUUUUGUAUGCAGUGCAAAUUUUUAAUAAUAAAAUUUAUAAUUGAAAAUGAACACGGGCACAAAAGAGGACUCGGAAGUCUACAUAACAUUUGAUGAGCUGAAAUGCCUUGACAUCGAGGGUUUGUCAACGUGCGUUUCAGUAAAAUCAGCAUUGACAAUAUGCGAGAAAAGUGUCGCAGAUCUGAGCACAAAAACUGUGGAAGUACUAAGAUUAUGGUUAAGAAAACUACUCAGAGGCUAUAUAAAGGAACUAUAUAAGGAAUCUAAUAUAGAGAUUUUUAAGUGUUUGUAUGAGUGGCUGAUGUGUUUGAAGGAUGAUGUGACCCCUGAGAAUAAAGGGGCCUGCUCUGAUUUUAUUUUACUAUUAACUGAUGCCGUGGACUUUGCUGUGUGGGCAAGGGAAAAUUUGCCAACAACUGACGAACGCUUCAUGCACGUAACAGUAUUUCUUCUCAUGUCAAUCGUCUAUAGAUGCCUUGAAGUGUGCAAUGAGUACCAUGUAGAGGCACUUAAGGAGCAUGAAUCUAAGGCUAUAGAACUACAUGUUAAUGUAUUAAAUAUGCUGGGAAAGAUUACAACCGCAUCCACUCGAGUCCAUCCACGCAUUACGCCACUAUUACGCCACAUGAUUGAAAUUGCAGACUACCUUAGUCUUAAUCCUAAGCAUUUAAAGGUUUUAGUCCAGACCAGCCAGAUUAUAACGGCUAUAUGCGCUCACUAUAAUAGUAUGGAGGCCAGCCAGGGUGAAUUGAAAGCCAUGCCUGAGUGGAUGCAGAGCACGUUGGUGCAUCUCUGCGAUACAGCGCUGAAUCAUCUUGAAAAAGCUAAUGAUCAGGUUAGGUUCCAUUCAUUAAUCUAUGUACCGUAACUCUAUUAAUCUAAA
Drosophila navojoa is the source of this 945-nucleotide messenger RNA. RefSeq lists its product as uncharacterized. The record is from RefSeq and is a predicted model, not a curated record. NCBI's taxonomy places the organism in Eukaryota, Metazoa, Arthropoda, Insecta, Diptera, Drosophilidae.